AUGAUAGCGCUUGAGAGCUCUGUUCUCGGUUGCGGCAGCGAUGACUGGUCGGUGGACAGCGACUACGCCUUCCAAGACUUCGCCGACGACGUCAAGCAUCACCAACAACAACAGGCACGGCACGAAAAGAGCGAACAAAAUCUUCUGCAGUCUUCAUCACCGACUCGCGAGAGAAGCGCUGUGCCAAAUCCAGGAACACCGAUCAACAAGCGUGUCGUGGGCAGCCUGGACGAUAACUCAAGGGCCGAAACAACAGAACUUCACGAGCACCCGGAGGCAGCAGAAGGAGCUCGGGCAGACACGUUGACAGCGGGAGGAGCGCAGGCUGCUGGAGGCGGAGGGGGGGUAAUACCUGAAGAGGGGGAGGUGGGCGGAAGCAGAAGAGGUUCAGCCUCGGAAGCCGGCAAGGAUAAUCGGCACCACCCAGUACUGUCUAAUACCAGGCUUUUCGGGGAUCCUGGUAGCAGUUCUGACAGCACGCACAUUCUGAGGCUCGAGCAACGCAUGUUUCUCAAGGCCGCGUUUCAGUUGCUGGAGGAACGAGAUCGCCUCUUCCCAGCGUCGAUCGGCUCGUGGGGCACCGCCGGCGGCGGGUGGGUACCUCCAAGCGGUGGCGGUGGCGGCGGUGGGGGCAGCAACCUUCGCGACCGGCGAGGCGGGUACGUUAACGGCGGGGCCGUUUCCGCCGGAAAGGCUGGCGAGGGCGCUCGCUUCCAUUUUCAGCAGCACGAGCCCAAUUUCUACGCGAACAGGCCGAGGAUCCUCAAGUCAGGGACCCUGCGGAAGGCCACGGCGAGGAGCGUUGGGCGCCUCGAGAAAACCACGUGGAAAACCAAGUACGUCGAGCUCACGCCCGGGAGCUUCGCGUACUCCGACAACGGGCCCAUCGUGAUAGGGAAGAGGGCUGAAACUUGGCAGUUUUCGUGGAUGACACGAGUACGCAACAACUCCGUACCCUAA
Molecule: messenger RNA, 960 nt
Organism: Ectocarpus siliculosus
Lineage: Eukaryota; Phaeophyceae; Ectocarpales; Ectocarpaceae
Source: the annotation of a GenBank genome assembly